AUGGUCACCGCCGCGCUCUCCAUCAUUUCGGGCGCCAUGCUGUGGAACCUCUCUGACAAGCUCUACAUGAAGCGGAAGAACGCUACGCUCGAGAUUGAGGGGAUUGUGAAGCAACUCACGACAGCUGGGGAGCAUGAGAAGAUAUCAACGGUCAUCUCGCUGCUCACUAAUGAUUUCACCUACUCACCACAGGCAAACCACCAGAAGGUUUGCUUAAACCGCUAUGGUCAUGUUUCUGGUCUUAAUGGGGUUCAGAUUUGUUGAGUUCUAUGGUGCUUUGAUGUUAGCAGGGUGGGUUGAUUGACCUUGCAGCAGUUACUGUCGGACUAACCUCUGAGGCCGCUCAGCAUCUCGAGUUUAUUCCUAUUCAAGUUUAUGAAGUGUCAUCCA
Messenger RNA from Phragmites australis (common reed), 390 nucleotides. RefSeq names its product protein VAC14 homolog. Gene Ontology annotation, biological process: positive regulation of kinase activity; phosphatidylinositol biosynthetic process. Gene Ontology annotation, cellular component: endosome membrane; PAS complex. The transcript has 2 exons. The record is from RefSeq and is a predicted model, not a curated record. The coding region runs from base 1 to 264 and encodes 87 amino acids. Lineage: Eukaryota; Viridiplantae; Streptophyta; Magnoliopsida; Poales; Poaceae.